This is a messenger RNA of Rhodofomes roseus, 717 nucleotides long. RefSeq names its product mitochondrial ribosomal protein S5/S7. Gene Ontology annotation, molecular function: rRNA binding; mRNA binding; structural constituent of ribosome. The transcript is spliced from 2 exons. The coding region runs from base 1 to 717 and encodes 238 amino acids. Gene Ontology annotation, biological process: translation; ribosomal small subunit assembly. Lineage: Eukaryota; Fungi; Basidiomycota; Agaricomycetes; Polyporales; Fomitopsidaceae. Gene Ontology annotation, cellular component: ribosome. The record is from RefSeq and is a predicted model, not a curated record.
AUGCUCUCUGGCCUGCGGCAAAGUGCCCUCAGGGUGCGCCUCACCCCAAGACGAGGCUUCACUACCUCGCGGGUUGCAGAAAACGUAACCGGCGCGACAAGCAGCCAGGCAUCCAAUGACAAUGGCAUCGUAGACCGGGAGACCCUCGUGCCAGCCGCGGAACCUCUACCAGUAGCACCAAGUCCCGCAGCUCCGCGGAAGACCCUCCACCCAACCCCGGAAACGCCUAUAUACAUACCGCCGCAGUACGACCCACUGCUGGAACUGAUCGCGGGCUGCAUCAACUGGAAAGGGGAGAAGCAACGUGCACGGAAGAUCGUGUCCGAGACGCUCAUCAACAUCCACAUGCUCACGCGCGCGCCGCCCCUGCCCAUCCUCCGGAAGGCGGUCGAGUACGUCUCCCCGAUCAUGCGCAACAUCACGAUCAAGCUGCCGUCGAAGAACGCCGUCUACCCAGAACCAGCCCCCGAGAAGCAGCGCAUGCUCAAAGCUAUCAGGUGGAUCCUUGAGGCGAGCAAGACAAGGCCGGGGUUCAAGUUGCAGGACCGCCUGGCGCGGGAGAUGAUUGCGAUUGUGGAGGGCGCUGGGAAGGAGAAUAUGAAGGAACUGAGUCCUGCGUACAGAAUGAAGGAGGAAGUGCACAAGUUGGCUAUCUUGAACAGAGGAAAUGUCCUCAAGUCCCGGCGCCAUAAAAUGCCAGAUAGAGGAGGAAGGUAG